AUGCCCAGCAAAAUCAGCAGCAAGGUCGGUCAAGAUGUGAACCCAAAGGUCAAAUGGCACGUGAUUGAGGGUUGCUGUCCUCUGUCGUACGGCGAGAAGCGCCGGGUGCGGGAGAGCCUGAACCAGAUUGCUGCGAAGGGCUUCCCGCUGGACCGCCUCCACAAGGAAACUGUGGCGAAGAUGGUCGUCGAGUACUACGCCGCGACCACUGCUCAGUUCAAGGCGGAGAUAGCCGCCGAGGUUGGAGGCGUACCGCGUCUGCACCUCGACCUCGAACUGUGGGUUGACAAGUCCUCGACCUUGAUGUUCAUGGGUGUUCGGUUGUUCUACAUCGACCGGGAGUGGCGGCUGAGGUCCCGCCUCCUAGCUGUUCGACAGUUCAACCCGACACCGGAGAUGUUCGAGAACGAGCGCCUCUCUAAGCUUCUCGAGAAGCACCUUACCGAUGUGCUUGAGUUUGGCCUCGACGUGUACAUGCUCUUCUCAGCAACAAGCGACGCCGGCAGCGAUGUGAAACAUCGCCUGUGUUACAUAUUAAUCCCGAGGCUAUGA
This is a messenger RNA of Ectocarpus sp. CCAP 1310/34, 552 nucleotides long. The record is from the annotation of a GenBank genome assembly. Lineage: Eukaryota; Phaeophyceae; Ectocarpales; Ectocarpaceae.